AUGAACGACAGAACCACAGCAAUAAGCAGCAGCACCAUAGUGAGCAAGAAGAAGAAGAAGAUGACCAUGAAGAAGGCCAACAACAAGAUGAUGAAGGGCUUCAUGUGUCAGAACACUGCUCCUGCUAAAACAGUCAUAUCCCCUGCUGCAUUGUUUGUCUGUGGCGCCAACGAUCUCCCUCUUACUUCCGCCAUUGUUCCAGCUGCCACCAGGCCGCGGCUGCUUCUCCAGAAGUACAACAUAGUCAGCUCCUCCACGGCCGCCAAUUUUAACUACUCCAGGUUGCAGCAGCAGAAGCAGGUUGAGGCAGGGGAUCCCCUGAAGCUGUUGAAGAAACCCAACAUUGUAGUCGAUGACGACGAAGAUGGUAGCAAAAUCAUCCGCCACUCCUUCCAGGUGGUUGUAAUGAGAGUUUCACUUCAUUGCCAAGGUUGUGCUGGACAAGUCAAGAGGCAUAUUUCCAAGAUGGAAGGAGUGACAUCAUUCAGCAUAGAUCUAGAGGAACAGAAGGUGACAGUGAUGGGCCAUGUUUCACCACUUGUGGUUGUGCAGAGCAUUUCCAAGGUGAAGAGAGCUGAGCUUUGGCCCACUUCUCCUUCUUCUUCUUCCUCUGAUGUCUAAUUAAUGGAACACCAGAAGAAGAAGAAGAAUUGAAGUCAGUAGAGAGAGAGAGAGAGAGAGAGAGAGAGAGAGAGGGUAGUAUAUGUAUGUCAGUUGGCCAUUUUCCAUGUCUGGAAAUGGGGAUUGGGAAUUACCAAUGUACUCUACUUGCAGAUAUCUCUAUCAGUUACUUACUGCUGUUACUUCCAUGCAUCUGCAUGAGCAUGAGGCUGUGUAGUGGCCUUAUUUAUUAGGUUACCUUCCCUUUGGGUGUGGGGCAAAUUCUUUGCCUCUUGCUCUUAUUAGUGUCAGUAUUAAAUGGUGUGGUCCUUAUGAGUUCAGGACUCAGGACCUUCCCUCUCUAUCUAAACUCUUAGUUUGCAAUGGUAAG
Messenger RNA from Linum tenue, 991 nucleotides. NCBI's taxonomy places the organism in Eukaryota, Viridiplantae, Streptophyta, Magnoliopsida, Malpighiales, Linaceae. The record is from the annotation of a GenBank genome assembly.